Molecule: messenger RNA, 2680 nt
Organism: Lolium perenne
Lineage: Eukaryota; Viridiplantae; Streptophyta; Magnoliopsida; Poales; Poaceae
Product: B3 domain-containing protein Os01g0234100
Molecular function (GO): DNA binding
Source: RefSeq, a predicted model, not a curated record
UACAUUCCCCGGCUUCUUCCUUCUCUGGCAUAUCCAUCCCACUUCGCGAAACAUCCACCGGAGCUCCCGAGGAGUCCAGCCAUGGCGAUCGACGAGUCCUUCAAAGCAAGCUCUCUCUCUCUAUCUCUUCCGAGUUCCAACACAAAACUCCCACGCGCAAGCCACCACCUACCGAUCUGGCCCUGUGCUCCCUAUAUUUAUUUGCUUAUUAUACACAUAUAUUUCUACUUUCUCUUGAUAUCCCCGCGUAUAUUUCUGCUUUCCGAUUAAUGGGGCGCUUAGGAUUUCUGUAUGUUUUCUUCGUUUGUUUAUGUUUCCGGAAGACUGUCUUCUUCUUUUCCUCGAUUUACGGAGUAAUUUUCGGCAGGGUGAUUCUUGCCGGUAGAGAAACAGAGGCGGGAGAACAAAAAAAUCCCCAAUGUUCAGUUCAUCGACACUUUGUCUUGGACAUUUGAUUAUGAGAUGGGUUGAUUGAUUCUCUUUCUCCUGUUGAUACGACAUUUGAUUGUUUGUUAAAAGUUCUUUUCCAUGUUAUAUUGUAUUUUACUCACUUCUUUUAAGCGAGUACAACGCAGACGCACGCAGCCCUCGCACGCCUGAACUGACUAUUGGCUACUACUUACUGCUAGACUACUACAUGAGAUUUAGUGCUAAUUAAUUUACUGGUUUGUUGAUGUCUACUCGCAUCUUGGUUGCUUGAUUUACAGAGAUUGACGCCGGCUGAAAAUUCCUGGUCUGCCAAGACCAAGAUGGGGCAGAGGAUGGCACUGGUGCAUCACAGGCUUAAUUUGCUUGACGACAGCAGACACGUUCAGGAGGACGGUGAUUUCAAGAGGAAGAGAGGGAGGCAAGCAGCAGGUGCUGAAUCUUCCAAGAGCAAGAUGGAGCAGAAGGGGAUAUUCUUCAACAGCGGCAGGAGUAGCGAUUGCAAGAGUGACAAGGAUGAUGAUUUUGAGACAAGUAGCAACAAUGAUGAUUUUCAGACGACAAGGAAGAGAGGGAGGCCAACAGGUUCAAAAUCUGCCAAGAGUAAGAUGGAGCAGAAGCGGUUAUUGUUUGACAGCAGCAGCAGUAGCGAUUGCAGGAGUGACAAAGAUGAUGAUUUUGAGCCGACAACGAAGAGAGGGAGGGCCCCAGGUUCCAAAUCUGCCAAGAGCAAGAAACCGCAGCUGGUUGACAGUAGGAGCCGAAGCAGUGAGGGCAAGGAAGACAAGGAUGGUGAUUUGGAGCCAGAGGUAUCUGAUGAUGAUGGCAGGGAUAAAUCUGCACGUGUUAAGGACUUCUAUGGCACUGCUUGGGACAGAGCUGUGAAGGUCAAUGAGAAAUUGCCAGAAGAAGGCCCAAGCUUUAUCAAGCUUAUGCUGAAGUCGCAUGUUGUUAGGGGUUUUUGGCUGGGGCUCCCGGUUAGCUUUUGCAGAAAUUAUCUUCCAGACCAUGAUGUUACAGUAGAAUUAGAAGAUGAGGAUGGCCACAGCUAUGAUACAAAUUACCUAGCUCGCAAGGGGGGACUCAGUGGUGGGUGGCAUGGAUUUGUGGUACAGCAUGAUCUUAAAGUAGGCGAUGCCGUGGUCUUUCAACUCGUGAGACCAACAAGAUUUAAGGUGUACGUACUAAGAGAAAAUAAGUUCACUACAACUGAUGGAGCCCUUAGUCUCCUGAAUUUGGACACAUCCAAGGAAAACAACAUAUCAGAAGAAAAUAGUUCGGAUGGUGAUGUCAUGUCCAAGGAGGAUUCAGAAGGUACCAGACUCGGUGGCAAUGGAACCAAUGAUGACAGCAGCAACCUAGCCAUUGAAGAAGCAGCGGACAACGACGGCAUCAGAUCUCCAGACCACCCAGACACCGGUUUCAACACCAUGACAAGCCUUAGAGACUUCAAGACCGUGAUCGAUGGCUCAGCCAUUGACCGCAAACUAAUUCCGGCUCACAUGCGCACGGCAUAUUACGAGCUCUGCCUUGCACGGAAGGCAUUCCUCCACAGGGGUCUGCUGAAGCAGAUAAGCCCAAUGUUCGCUGCAGGAGUGAUCAUGGAGACGGUCAACAUCGCCGUGGACAUCAGGGCCUCCUCUGCAUCUUCCUCUUCCCUGGAGGACCUUGCGGCGUGGAAGAAGAUUUUGGAGUCCUUUGAGUUCCUUGGAAUGGACGUCGCCUUCCUGCGCAAGCGCGUUGACGGCCUACUUGCCCUCCUCACUGCUCAGCCAGACCUCCAGGUUGCUGCACAGGAGUGUGAGGGGUAUGAAAAAGUCAAGCUGGAGAGGAAUAAUGCCGCAGAAGAAAUGAGAGCCCUUGAGUCGAGGAUGUCAAGCCUCAAGGAUGCCCUGGAGGAGAUGGACGUGGAGAUGAAAGAGAUGGUAGAGUCGAGCGCGAGGAAGAAGAAGGACCAGGCUAUGCGGCAGCUGGCGGCCGCACCAUGGUGAUCGACGACAUCUCGUGCGCAUCUUCAGUAACUAGCUUAGGGUUAACCUAUGUAUCAGUUCUAAUUGAACUUUUUUUUCCGUGCAAGCUCUAGUUAAAUGUUGUCUAUCUAGAUGGGUAGUUUGGUACAGCAACGUAUCUAGGAUGCCUUUUUUUUUGGGUGCACAUCAGCUUCAACUUGUGCGCAGCUAGCAAUGCUGCAAGAUGGAAUGAUGAAAUGUAGCCCUGCGUGUUUAUUAUGAGUCGCUCUUCGUUUGUUUCUGCA